AGGAAUUCGGUUCGACUGGCAGCCCAGCUUUGCAGCGUUUGGGGUACGAAUUAGUAGAUACUCCUGUAGGUACUGGGUAGAACCUCGGAUAUCUGGACACCUUCGGCCGAUAAGCAGACUUAGGAACUAUGAAGAGAACAGCUGUUCUUUAGUUGCAUCGCUAAGAACAGUAUGAUCAUUAUUAUUGAAAGAAGGACUGCAAACAGGAUGUAUCAGAUUGCCGAACCGACGCUUGUUGACUUUGAAACUGGCCAUCUUGUGUUUCCCCACCCCGCUAAAACUGAAUCGCCUUGCUGCAUGAGCUUAAGGUUCUUCUUUUGUUUCUUCUCACAGCCGUUGACUCGGUAGUACUAGCGUGGGAAAUGAGCUUGGCUAUGCAAAAGAGAUUACAUGGCCAUAGAAACCGCUUGAACAAACCACUUUCUGAAGCACAGGGACCGUAACUUCCGGUGGGAAGAAACUAUGAUUCGAGACUUUGUCGCCCGUGACAGGGCAUGAGAGUUCUGACGCAAGUCCUCCAGGAUCAAGGUGUAUGCAGAAGACGUUGGACUAGUCAGAAUCUCAAACACUUGGUGUGUGAGAGGCGUACGAGGCGUGUUCAUGCAUCCGAUGCAGCACCCAAUAUUCUCAAGAAGCCGAGCUUGGGCGUCUGACACAGAGGAGAAGUGUCUUCCGGAAGCAACACUCUCAAAAGAGUCCAGUGUGCAGUCUGCGUUGUUGAUGGGUAGUAGUAGUAAGAUAGUAGUCAAGUUUGACCCCUCGUUUUGCCCUGGCCUCCAUCGUCCCAAAUUGGUAACAGGACCACAUCCCGGAGCUGCCUGGAAAUUCAGGUUUACUUCCAUUCGCCCUCCAGACUCCUUCAGUUUCUUCCUAAUUCUCCUUCGUCGUGUCCAUCUUCUUCUCUUUCCCUCCCUUCUUGGAUUUCGGAGAGCAUAAUUAUUUAAUCUCCUUUGAUUCUUAUAUCUGUCUGCCCAACGUACUUUCCAAUCCCCUUACCGUAAUAAUACUUCGGCGCUCCUGAUCUCCUCCAGGGUUCCAGCCUGGCUGCAGCGGCAACCCCACACCCACCCUCUCUUUUCGAUCUCGAUCCCUCCCAGUUAACUGCAAUUUUGAGCUGGCCAGCAAGGGGCAUAGAGAGCUGUGUUGAUAUUUAUAAUCUCAAACUUCGAAGCGUCGAUCAAGCAUUCUCUUAUCAAAUUACCACCACCACCGCUUUGGCAUCUCCACUCCUUUUCUUAGCUGCUCGCUUGCGCCAUCCGUCCCGCAUCGGUCCACUGGCUCGCGUUCUUCAGUGCUCCAUGCUUGACUUGACGACUCUCGUACAACCUCCGCUGGCCGCCACGACUGUCUUUGCCUCUUCCAUUCCUUCGUCUGCUGUGCAGAUUUGAGCCUCCUGUUCCCCGUCGCUAGCCGAUUGCCCUUUCGUCCUUUUCCACCAAACGGGCCCAGUCGGUGGACGUCGCCAUGGCUGACACCGCUGGCCUGAACGGCGGUCCCGUCGCCGAAGACAAUAUUAUAAACCGCCGCGGCAAUGAGGGUAUCUAUCAGAGCUGCGUCAACCUCAAGAAGCGGCUUGCAGAAGUCCCCGAUUUCGAGCCUUAUCUGCAGGAGAUGGAGGAGGAGGAUAGGGUGCAGGGAACCGCCGAUCCCGUCGCCUCGCUGUGGAAUUUCCUCCGACGUGGCUACCCUCUGUUAGCCAUCUACAACGCGUCUCUCCCGAAUGAACCCUUGGAGGUCGACACCACCAAAGUCCCCGAAGCGAGACGCCCCAAGGCGGCGACCUUUAAGUUCCUCCAAGCUGCGAUACAGGAGCUGGCCUUUCCACAGCAGGACUGUUUUCUCAUCACGGAUCUGUACGGCGAGAACACAAUCGGGUUUACCAAGGUGAUAAAGAUGGUCAAUCGCGUCCUAGACAUCCUGGAGAUGCAGGGCCAGCUGAAUAAACCAUCUGACACUGGGAUAGCCGCUCCGGCGACAGGAAGGAAGCUCACCAAGCGCGAGCACAUUUUGAAAGAGUUGUUGGAGACGGAGCGCGACUAUGUCCAUCAUCUUCAGAACCUGCAGGCGCUCAAAAAGGAGUUGGAGGACACCGGGGCUCUGACUGGUGAUGCCAGCCAUCAAAUCUUCUUGAACCUGAACAACCUCCUUGAUUUUGCCCAGCGAUUCUUAAUUCGGCUGGAACAACACUAUGCUUUACCCGAGGAAAGGCAAAACUGGGGUGAUUUGUUUACGGCCCAGGAGGAUGCUUUUCGUCAGUAUGAACCAUUCAUCGCGAAUCAACUACGGUGUGAUCAAACAUGCCAGAAAGAAUGGGAGAAGAUUCGUUCGGCGCCGCGCUCUCUUGAUCUACAGCAGAUGGUUGCGCAACAAGCUACUCUUAAUGGGUUUUUCGUCAAGCCCUUCCAGCGCUUGACCAAGUACCCACUGAUGCUCUCAGAAUUGCGCAAACAGAUGGAGGACCCGGAGCUUCAGGCUGAUAUUUCGCGCGCUAUUGACGGAAUUCAGUCUGUGCUUGAUUCUGCCAACGAUGCUAUUGACAAGGAGCAGCUAGCCUCCGCAUUUAGAGAUCUCGACGAACGAGUCGACGAUUGGAAGGCCCUCAAAAUCGAUUCCUUCGGCGACCUCCUCCGUUUUGGGACAUUCACAGUCAUCAAGGGUGACAACGGUAAAGAUUCAGAAAGAGAGUAUCACAUAUAUCUCUUCGAACGGAUUUUGCUCUGCUGCAAGGAUAUAAACCCAAAUAAACAGAAAUCCAGACUAGUCGUGGGCAGCAAGGACAAGCCCAACGCAGGCAAGAGCAAAGCUCGGCUUCAGCUCAAAGGCCGCAUCUACAUGGCGAAUGUGACUGAUAUUGUCUGGCUGCAAAAACCAGGGUCCUACCGUAUCCAGAUUUUUUGGAAAGGAGACCCUGGAGUGGUAGACAACUUUGUCAUCCGCUACCAGAAUGAAGACAUAAUGCGCAAGUGGUACAAAGACAUCAACUAUCAACGUGAAGUGCAAGCAGAGCAGCGGAUCUCCCGACAUACUGGCACCUCUGAUAGUGAAUUCACAUACUUGAGAUCCAUGACCAACAUUCCGAACCCUUAUCAGCAAGAAUAUGAUGCCGAGGAAUUGGCCACCAAAGAAGCGGGCUUCUUUUCCGAAUUUCCCAUGAGCCGCAAUGCCUCAAGUACCAGCCUCCGAGCCCGAUCUGCGACAGGCGGCAGCGGCAAUUCUGGCCCUCCACUAUCCACAAGUCGGCCCCGCUAUCCAGCAAUGCCUGACUCAACACUUUCGGUACAUACACAGUUUCCUGGCGGCAGUGCAUUCCCCGGGUCACCAGCCGAAAGGAACGCCAGUUCAUACUUUUCACCAGUCGCCGAAACCCCCUCAACCAGGUCAAGCUCCCAAUCAACAGCUGGUUAUCCAUAUAACCGCCAGUUGACUCCAGCCACCACAUGGAGCGAGGAUAGCAACCGAUACACGGCCCCUGCUUUGUCUCGUGCGACGUCCAGGGACGGCACCAACUCGACUUCAUAUUUCAAUGGCGCGCCGCCCAAUGGGCGAAGCGCCCAACGCCCCUCUUUGCCUCCCUUGUCAGCGCACAGCCAAUCGUCCAACGGCACUGCGCAGAGAAUGCGCUCUGCCAGUAGCCCUGACAUUCACCAUCACAACCCUGAAUCGCGCCGUUACAUGGGCGCACAUACAAUGCAGACGGUCGAUAAUGUGCCUGUACCACCUAUUCCUGCUCAUAUGGCCAACAUGAAGGCGCCAGUCAGUCGCAGCCAGAACAAUUCUCCAACAAAUCAUAACCUUCCGAUCCGAACUGCGAAUCAUCUUCCUUCGAAUGCCCACGCUAAUUUCACCGAGCCACAAUACUCCGAAGGGCGACCGGGCGGGCCUAAUUCUGAUCAGCCAACAUCACCAUUGAGUCACGAACCCGAGGAGGAGCCUUACAUGCCUACGCAGCUGAAGGCGAAGGUGAACUUUGACGAAAACUACGUCACGUUAGUGAUCUCAAGCAACAUCAUGUUCCGUACGCUCACCGAUCGGGUCGAUGCCAAACUCGCCAGAUUCACCAAUCGCUCGAUUGGCAAUAAGACUGUUCGUUUACGCUAUCGUGAUGAAGAUGGGGACUUCGUGACUAUCGACAGUGAUGAAGCCGUCCAGUUAGCAUUCAUGGAGUGGCGAGAGCAGCAUCGGGAUAUGCUUUCUAGAGGUCAAGUAGGCGAAAUUCAACUCUACUGUCAAGCGGUUGAAAACUAGCUACUGUCUCAUUUAACGACCAUUUAUGGAAUCUUGUUUUCCUCCCAUAUUACCUUGGCUUCCAUGUCUUGAUCUGUUCUCCGAACAGACGGAGGCAUGCCUAUGAUAUGAUGAUGUUUGUUUCAUAUUGUUCCAUUUACUUCCCAUCUAUUCGUCGUUUGGGCAAGUUGCGAUGUUUCCAAGUCCACGGACCAUGAUUGCAUGAUGUAUGUAUAACGCUGCACGUUUUCCCGCAGGCUUUUCCCAGGUGACACGAUGUAUAGUGUUCUUGCAUUGUUAGGGCUGGAUUCUGUUGUUGACCUUGGGCGGCCUUUGUUACUCUGUCCUGUCGGGGCUGCCGGGCUCUGCUCUCGUCAGCCGCCGUAGCCGGCUGAGACAAUGUUUGAUAUUGCUUUUGAUUUCAUUACGGACUAGACUUGCGUAUUAUUGCAUAUGACGAGAUUCAGCUUUCAGUGAAUGGGGAAAGUUUCAUACCAGGACCGAAUGCGCCUUAGGAGGCGGUGGACGGGGAGGAGAAAAUUUCACGCAGGUCAUCUCAUUAUACUUUCUGGGAAGCACACCACCGUUUCUGAUUCGACGCUGCCACGGGCUGGGAAGAAGCAAAAAAACGGGGCCUCAGUUUGGCCAAAAAUACCUUUGCUUUCCGAUUUCCAUGGUCCAUCUCGUCUUGUACGUUGUAUAUCUUGACAAAACUCCAGGAACAUUUGAGUAUCGGCUUCCAAGCCUCUCGGAUCCUCUCCGACGGGCCCAGCCGAUCGGGAUUAUAGGCCCA
Molecule: messenger RNA, 5017 nt
Organism: Aspergillus calidoustus
Lineage: Eukaryota; Fungi; Ascomycota; Eurotiomycetes; Eurotiales; Aspergillaceae
Source: the annotation of a GenBank genome assembly